AUGGAACAUGAUGCUGUUCAUCUGCUAAUGAAGAGGCUGGAAAUUCUGUAUAAUAUUAGUAUGAACAACUCAGACAUCAUUCUCGGCAAAGAAAUGGAGUUGUUGAAAAAACAGAUUGACCAGUUGCACCAACCUGGUGCAAGACACCACGGAUACUACCUCAGCCCUCGUCUAGAAAACGAGGCCUCAAAUGAGUCAACCAAGAAGACCAUUUUCGGCGUAAAUGAAGGCGAUCUGGGUAACUACGAUACGGACUUCAUCGACCUGAGGAAGCCCAAAGUGGAGGGGACCUACAACGAUGAUGGCGGGGAAGAAGCACGAGCUAAGAGAAAACUACCCAAGGCUUCCGCAAAUAUGGGGGAACUGGCUAAGGGAGGAUCUCCUACUCAUUCAUCCACCAGCAGCUCGCCACAGACAGCAGAUAAUGUAUGGGGAACGUCUGUCGUGCCAAAUCCAGAUGCAGCAAAACCAGUGAUAAAACACAACGGGGACGCGACGAAUCGCACAGGAAGCUUCCCAACAAAGAGGGGAAAUUUCAAUGAUGGUUUCCCUAGUGAAUUUUUCAAAAAAGUGUUGAAUGACGUGAGUUUGCAAAAAGAGUAUGACAGCUUUCAGCAUAUCCUCUACGGAUUUGCAAGACGGCACAGCUACUUGAGGGGCGAGAGGAUGAACCUGACCAAUGCGUACAGAAAUUUGUUUGUAACUGCGUUAAGUUUGCGGGACACACUUGAAGCCAACUGA
Molecule: messenger RNA, 741 nt
Organism: Plasmodium inui San Antonio 1
Lineage: Eukaryota; Apicomplexa; Aconoidasida; Haemosporida; Plasmodiidae
Exons: 3
Coding region: 1-741 (246 amino acids)
Source: RefSeq, a predicted model, not a curated record